Messenger RNA from Oldenlandia corymbosa var. corymbosa, 1706 nucleotides. The record is from the annotation of a GenBank genome assembly. Lineage: Eukaryota; Viridiplantae; Streptophyta; Magnoliopsida; Gentianales; Rubiaceae.
UAUAAACAUAAAAAGUGUAAUUAGCUUGAAGAAGCAAAAUUAGGAAAUGGCCCCCUUCGAGGUGAAGGUAAGCAAGAGCGAGGUUGUGUCAGCAGUGCUUCCAGUGCACGAGCACUGGUUGCCGCUUUCCAACCUUGACUUGCUCUUGCCUCCCGUCGACGUCGGCGUUUUCUUUUGCUACGAAAAACCGACGAAAUUCAUCUCCGGCGCCGGUCAUCACAACUUCGGUUCACUAGUCAAAGUGCUCAAGAAUGCAUUGAGCCAGGCGUUGGUCAUAUACUAUGCAUUCGCCGGAGAGAUGGAUGCCAAUAUGGUUGGGGAGCCGGAGAUCCUUUGCAACAACCGGGGAGUGGAUUUUGUGGAGGCCUACGCUGAUGUCGAGCUCCGGGAACUCAAUUUGUACAACCCCGACGAGAGCGUUGAAGGCAAACUUGUUCCUCUUAAGAAAAACGGCGUCCUGGCCGUUCAGGCGACACAACUCAAGUGCGGAGGAGUGGUGGUGGGAUGCACCUUCGACCACCGAGUCGCCGACGCCUACUCAGCCAACAUGUUCUUGGUGUCAUGGGCCGAACUGUCUCAAUCCAAAACCCUUUCCAUUCUUCCCUCCUUCCGACGGUCGUUGCUUUCUCCUCGCCGGCCCGGCCAAUUCGAGUGUUCCUUAAAUGACAUGUACGUUUUAAUCUCCACAUUACCACCACCUCCUAAGAACGAACCAACAACAAAUUGUACCAUUCUCCCACCAUCAACCCCCAUAAGUCGUAUAUAUUACGUUGAAGCCGAACAAGUCCGCAUUCUCCAACUAUUAGCCAACUACGGUAACAACUGCCCAAAAUCGAAGAGGAGCAAGUUUGAGUCCUUUUGUGCAUUUCUAUGGAAAUUGUUAGCCACUAGGACGAGCGUUAAUAGUACGAGCGACACCAAAACUUACAGUCGGUUAGGGAUUGUGGUCGACGGGAGGACUAGAAUAGUCGAAGGGGACGAUCGAAUCCAAACUAAAUUAGCAAUGGCUACAUACUUUGGAAAUGUUCUUUCCAUCCCAUUUGGAGAAUUCACAAAUAAGGAAUUGAUAGAAUUGCCCUUGAGUUUGAUUGCAAAUGAGGUUCACAACUUUCUUGAUGAGGCAUUGACAAAAGAACAUUUUCUUGGGCUUAUUGAUUUUGUGGAGGCCCACCGUCCUGAACCAUUAUUGGCGAAAAUCUAUGCAUCCAAAGUGACCAAAGAGGAGCCAGCUUUGGUGGUGUCAUCUGGACUGAGAUUUCCUGUUAGGAGAAUGGAUUUUGGCUGGGGCGCUCCAGUUUUUGGGUCUUACCAUUUUCCAUGGGCCUCACAAUCGGGUUACGUCAUGCCCAUGCCAAGCCCAUCUGGAAAUGGAGACUGGGUGGUUUAUAUGCACCUUUCCAAAGAGCAGAUUGAGAUGGUAGAAAAUAAUGCUGCUCAUAUUUUCAAACCAUUUUAUUUGUAUUAAAGUAUUUUUAGUUUCAUUUUUCCUUUUGUUUUUUGGGUUUGCAGGACAUAAAAAAAAAAAUUAAAAAAAAAAGUUGUAUGUAUAUAAGAAUCAACGAGAAGUAAGCGAACUCUAUCGAGUUCCUCUUUUAAUUCUUUUUAAGAAAAAAUGCCUAAAUACGUAGGUUUAAGUGAGCUUUAGGGUAAUUUGUAUUGACUUUCAAUUGUUCACCAUGAUGUCGUCGGACCCAUCGAGUUCUUCC